CAAAACCAGAACUAAUAAACACACACAAAUAACAACACACUCAAACAAAGAAAAAAAAAGUUUUGAUUUUUAUCAGCCACCAUUAUAGACCCAUAAAUUUCUAUAUACAUUUCUAUAUAUUUAUUUAUAUAUACCCGUAUAUACAUUCAUCAUUUAUAUAAAUACACUUGAUUAUGCGUUUUCCACAAGCCAAUUAUCCUUUUUUUUUUCUCUGUACACACUCACAUAAACACACAUAAUUACUGAAACCCUAGAUCUUAAUGGGGUUUGGGUAAAGAUUAGUGUUGAAUUUGUACCCUUUUGAACAGGAUUUAAGUUACAUUUUAACACUGUUUCAUUUGGGUUCUUAGAUCUGCUUAGUUUCUAUACAUUUCCAUUUUUAGUUGGUUUUAUAAGCUUAUAAUUCUGUUGAAUUUUGUUGUUUGGAGCUGUGGAUCUGUUUUGAGUUAAUACCCAGUUGUUUAUUUGUCUUAAAGUUGCAAUCUUUGGUGGAAUUUAGUUGGGUUUAGUAGAGAAUUUUGAUGGGUUGAUUGUGUGAUUUGUAGAUAUAUAUAAAGUUGGUUUCUUUUGGUUGUUGAUUAGUGAUCUGGUAUAAUUGGUUAAAGAUUUUACACUUAUCUGAUUAUAUUAGAUUGUUAUGCUGUAUAUGUGUUAGUUUUGGAUUUUUAGUUACUGGGGUUAUUAGAAUGGCAAUGCCACCUGGAAAUGUGGUUGUUUCAGACAAAAUUCAGUAUCCUGGUGGUGGUGGUGGAGUUGGAAAUGAGAUCCACCAGCAGCAGCAGCACCACCAGCGCCACGGGUGGUUUCCUGUGGAUGAGCGUGACGGGUUUAUUUCAUGGUUGAGGGGUGAGUUUGCUGCUGCCAAUGCUAUCAUUGACUCACUAUGCCACCAUUUGCGCGCGGUGGGCGAACCGGGGGAAUAUGACCUAGUUAUAGGAUGUAUACAGCAGAGGAGGUGUAAUUGGAACCCGGUGCUGCAUAUGCAGCAGUAUUUUUCGGUUGGAGAGGUUAUCGUCGCGUUGCAGCAAGUGGCAUUGAGGAAGCAGCAGCAGCAACAACAGCUUCAUCAGAACCAGUACCAGCACCAGCACCAGCAACAGCAACAUAGAUAUUAUUAUGAUCAGCCUAAAAUGGGAGGAAAGGAUUUUAAGAGAUCUUUUAAUGCGGGGUUUAACAAAGGACAGCGAGGUGGCGGCGAGAUGGUGAGGGAAGUUGUUAGUUAUAAUGCAGAGAGUCAUAAUUUGGAUAGUAAUUCUUCAGGGAAUGUAGUGAGUGAGAAACUUGAAGAAAUUAAAUCAGGUAGUGAUAGUGGAAAAUCGGAGGAUAAGAGUUUAGCAAUUGCUGAUGAUAAGAAAGAUGUUGCCUCAAAACCACAUGUAGAUAAGAUUUCAGGAAAUUCAGAAGGAACCUUGUCGGGAACUUGUGAAGUUGAAGCUGAUCCCGUGGAUGAGCAAUCUAGCUCUCAAGAGAUUGAUUUACAUACCAGAGAAAAUCAGAAUGUCAAACAGAAUCUUACAACUCCAACUCCAAGGACAUUUGUUGGUGCAGAGAUAGUUGAUGGAAAAACAGUUAAUGUGGUUGAUGGACUGAAACUGUAUGAUCAAUUGCUUGAUGAUGUGGAAGUUUCAAAGCUUGUGUCUUUGGUUAAUGAUUUACGAGUUGCAGGGAGAAAAGGACAAUUUCAAGGUCAGACAUAUGUGGUGUCCAAGAGACCAAUGAAGGGACAUGGGAGAGAGAUGAUUCAAUUUGGUCUGCCGAUAGCCGAUUCACCUGCAGAAGAAGAAAAUGCUACUGGGACAUCUAAAGACCGGAAAAUAGAACCGAUACCGACAUUGCUGCAAGAGGUUAUUGAACGUCUAGUUGGCAUGCAGAUUAUGACCGUGAAGCCAGACUCUUGCAUAAUUGACAUUUAUAAUGAGGGUGAUCACUCACAGCCUCACAUGUGGCCUCCAUGGUUUGGAAGGCCCAUUUCUGUGCUUUCUUUGACAGAAUGUAAUUUGACUUUUGGUAGAGUAAUUACAGCAGAACAUCCUGGUGAUUACGGAGGCUCUCUCAAGCUACCUCUUGCACCAGGGUCUCUUCUCGUGCUGCAAGGAAAAUCCACAGAUUUUGCGAAGCAUGCGAUUCCCGCCAUCCGGAAACAAAGGAUACUUGUUACCUUCACCAAAUCACAACCAAGAAGAUUCGCACAAACUGACGGACAGCGAUUAGCUUCAGCUGCCGCAUCUCCAUCUUCGCACUGGAUUCCACCACCAAGUAGUAGAUCACCGAAUCAUAUUCUUCGCCAUCCUGCGCCCAAGCAUUAUGCACCAAUUCCAACAAGUGGCGUACUGCCAGCCCCAUCCAUUCGGUCACAAGUUCCUCAACCAAAUGGCGUGCAGCCGAUUUUUGUGACUGCUCCUGUGGCAGCACCAAUGCCUUUCCCUGCUUCAGUUGCUAUCCCACCCGCUUCAACCGGAUGGCCAGCUCCUCCUCCAAGGCAUCCUUCUAACCGACUCCCUGCCCCUGUCCCCGGAACGGGUGUUUUCCUUCCUCCACCUGGUUCUGGUAACACGUCGUCUCCACAGAUACCAACUGGAGGUGAGAUUAACUUUCAUGUUGACACAUCAGCCUCAUUUCAAGGUAAGGAAAAUGGACCGGGGAAAUCCAACAACGGGACAUGUGCUUCUCCAAAAGAGAAUAUGGAUGGGAAGAUUGAAAGACAGGAUUGCAAUGGAAUUGCUAACGGAAAAGCUGCAACAAAAGACGAACAGCAACAAAGUGUUGACCCUACAGCAGUGAGCAAGUGAGCUUGAUUGGUUUAGGGGGGGAGAGUAUUUUGUCUGCAAUUGAAAACAGAGUUCGAAUCAAAUGUAAAGAGCGGCAAGAUUUACGACUUACUACAGUUGAUACUUAGUAGGAAGAACGAAAGGGAGGGAGGAACUACUCAGUUAUCUCUGCACAACCUUAUUGUUCUCUAUUACUCUUUUUGUUGUCUUAAAAUUCAACUCUUGUUUUAGUACUUUCUGUUAUCAGAUUCUGUUAUACAAGUAGUAGUUAAGCUCAA
This is a messenger RNA of Mercurialis annua (annual mercury), 3046 nucleotides long. Its product is annotated as RNA demethylase ALKBH10B. NCBI's taxonomy places the organism in Eukaryota, Viridiplantae, Streptophyta, Magnoliopsida, Malpighiales, Euphorbiaceae. The transcript has 8 exons. The record is from RefSeq and is a predicted model, not a curated record. Gene Ontology annotation, biological process: mRNA catabolic process. Gene Ontology annotation, molecular function: demethylase activity; mRNA binding. The coding region runs from base 687 to 2789 and encodes 700 amino acids.